AUGCGCGUUCUGUUAGGCCACCGCGCCAUCCCACCCGACCACGAAAGAUCGCCUUCCCCUGCACCUCAGCCAAAAAACCAGUCAUCCAACCGCCAACGUUGCCAGGUUGGCGCCCAGGUGCUCCUGCUCAAGAACCAAAAGGACAGGGCGCUGGUCAACGGCAGCAGGGGGGUGGUGGAGGCGUUUGUGAGCGUGGAGGACGCGCGGCAGCGCGCAGAGGCGCUGAAGCGCGAGUUGGAGGUUCUGGCAGCGACCGGGGACGAGCGGCGCUACGCGGCGGUCAAAGCGAGGGAGGGCCUUGGCGCUGAGUCAGCGGGGCCCGCGCUGGAGCAGGCGGCUGCCCACCUGGAGGCGCUGAAGGCCUGCAAGGCAAGGCUCGGCCCAGGAGGCGUGCCUUUCCUGCCGGUGGUGCGUUUCCUCAACGGCAUCCGGCGCGACAUAGUGCCAGAGACCUUUUCCGCGGAGGUGCAGCACUGGGGCACUGCGACGCGCGUGCAGGUCCCCCUGAAGCUGGCCUGGGCGGUCACCAUCCACAAGAGCCAGGGCAUGACCCUGGAUUAUGCACAGGUGGUGGGGGGGUCAGGUUCCAGGUGGUUCAGGGUUCAGGGCUACGGGCUCAGGGAAGCGAUUCGCCGCCCAGGGGCGGGCGAGGGCUCGGUGUCGCUCAAGGGGCUCUUCGCCAACGGUCAGGCCUACGUGGCGCUCAGCAGGUGCCGCAGCCUCGAGGGGCUCCAAGUAGUCGACUUUCAGGGCCAAGUUUGCAUCAAAGCGGACCCUCUGGUCGGGCAGUUCUACAGCGCGCUGCGCGCGGGCCGCGCCUGGGAGGACAGUUUGGACUGCUGGCGCCGCUGGCAGGCGGUGCACCCCAUGCCGCCCGAGGCCCGGGGCGGCCUGCAGAACCAGCCGGGGCUGCUGGAGGGCUACGACGGCGCGCCUGGGGGCGCAGGCGCGGGCGCGGCAGGGCCUGCGGCGCCCGCGGGCGGGGCCAGCGGCGGCGGCGGCGGUGGGGCGCAGUGGGGCGCGCCGCAGGCGGCGUUUGGCGGCAGCGCACAGGCGGCGUCCAACAGGGGCGGGGGCCGGGGCGGCGGCUUUGGCGGCGGCGGCAGGUUUGGCAGCGUGGGCGCGAGAGGGACGGGCCCAGGCAGGGGCGGCGCCGCGGGCGGCGGCCGCGGCCGGGGCGCAGGGUUUGCACCCCCGGGCCGGACGGUGGGCAGGCGGCUGGGGGUGAUGAUCCUGCAGCAAGACGAGCGCGCGGCCAAGCGGCGGCGGGGGUAG
Monoraphidium neglectum is the source of this 1275-nucleotide messenger RNA. RefSeq lists its product as hypothetical. Bases 1 to 1275 code for a protein of 424 amino acids. The record is from RefSeq and is a predicted model, not a curated record. The transcript is spliced from 9 exons. Lineage: Eukaryota; Viridiplantae; Chlorophyta; Chlorophyceae; Sphaeropleales; Selenastraceae.